UGUCACUUUAAGACAGCUGAUGGACGUUCGCUUUAUUUACAAUUCGCAAUAUCACUUUGGUCUGCCAGAUACGCUCGAAUCCGGAACAUUUCCUAAGUCUCACCACUCCAGGCUUGAAAAAUGUCCUAUCAGCUGUACAGAAAUACUACGCUCGGAAACACGCUGCAGGAAACAUUGGACGAGUUGAUUCAGUAUGGCCAAAUAACCCCAGCUCUGGCCGUUCGGGUCUUGAUCCAGUUCGAUAAAUCCAUCAACUCGGCGCUGUCGAAUCGGGUGAAAUCGCGAGUCACCUUCAAAGCGGCCAAACUGAAUACUUACCGGUUCUGCGACAACGUCUGGACCCUUAUGCUGAACGAUGUAGAGUUCCGGGAGGUGCACGAAUUUGCCAAAGUGGACAAGGUCAAGAUUGUGGCAUGCGACGGCAAAAAUGCCCAAAUCGUUGAAGAAUUGGGACGAACGGAUCGAUAGAUCGUACCCAUUCGAAUUUGUCUUCUCCGGAUAUCAACUUGUAUUUCCUACCCUAGAUUAAGAUAAUUUUUCAAAAUAUAGUUAAUUGACAACGUAAGUGGAUCAAAAUAUAGACUUGACAAUGAAAGCGUC
Molecule: messenger RNA, 600 nt
Organism: Uranotaenia lowii
Lineage: Eukaryota; Metazoa; Arthropoda; Insecta; Diptera; Culicidae
Gene: TfIIA-S
Product: transcription initiation factor IIA subunit 2
Exons: 3
Coding region: 121-468 (115 amino acids)
Biological process (GO): transcription initiation at RNA polymerase II promoter; RNA polymerase II preinitiation complex assembly
Cellular component (GO): transcription factor TFIIA complex
Molecular function (GO): TBP-class protein binding; RNA polymerase II general transcription initiation factor activity
Source: RefSeq, a predicted model, not a curated record